Capronia epimyces CBS 606.96 is the source of this 3081-nucleotide messenger RNA. RefSeq lists its product as uncharacterized. NCBI's taxonomy places the organism in Eukaryota, Fungi, Ascomycota, Eurotiomycetes, Chaetothyriales, Herpotrichiellaceae. Gene Ontology annotation, biological process: translation. Gene Ontology annotation, cellular component: mitochondrial small ribosomal subunit. Gene Ontology annotation, molecular function: structural constituent of ribosome; methyltransferase activity. The record is from RefSeq and is a predicted model, not a curated record. Bases 1 to 3081 code for a protein of 1026 amino acids. The transcript has a single exon.
AUGCUUCAUCGUGCAAGGCCGUCAGGCUUGUGCCACGGCUGUCGACAGGACGUUCAAACCCUCUUUGAGAGAGGGUUUUGCGGACCAGUCGUCAGUUUGAAAAGUCGACCUGCGCCCCUUCAAUGGCGGCGACCAUUCCGACCCCGACAACAAGUCAGACCCUACGUCAAGUCUCCCACAGCCUUCCAAGAGCGGUCGAAUUCGUCUUCUGAGAGGAUACAAUUUCCAGUCGAGCCAGAAAGAGGAUUGGAUGCAGAUACCUUACAAGAGCAGCUGGACGCUAUCCAGGAGUUGGAACAUGCUCUAGGUCGGCCUAUAGAGCAAGCAAUCGAAGAAGAUCGAGUGCUGAACGAGGGCUUAAUAGAACUUGAUGUCGGUGAACAUGUCGAAGAGCAAUAUGACCAGGAAGUUGUCCUCCACGCAACCAAAGACUCGGUAGCGAGCCUGCGGGAGUCUGGAGCCUCCCUAGAGGAGGUGGUCCGCCUGGCGAGGCAGAUCCACGGUGAUAGCCUUCCUGAUUCUGUGCUCGAGGGGAAAGAGUUUAAAAUCUACAGAAGACUGUAUGGCGACCCUGUGGCCGCUACAAAAGAAUACCUAUCGGAUGAAGAUGAGGUUGAUGGGACAGCACCAAACCAACUCUUCGACCGAGAUGGAGAGCUCGUGGAUUAUGACCUGCGCGACACUAGCUCACAUAUGGACAAUGUUGAUGGACAGGAGGACGCUACAGUUGAACCGCCACCGCCUGUACAGGACAACAUCCACCUGGAAUCCGACGAGACAACCAGUCUGCUGGUGUCUCCCACCCACAGGGCAAUGGAAGUUGCUCGAUUAGUGGAUGGCCAAAUUGCGGAAGACGUUGAUGAAGAGGAUGCGGGAGAAGACUCACAAUCCAGAUUUCAUCCUCUUACCGUGCUGGGAAAAUUCGCGACCAACCCCAAGACAGUUUUUCUGUCGCAGGAAGAUUUUGUGCUUCCAGUAGCCAACAUCAUGAAAGGCUUCUCAAACAAACAUCUCAAAGACGCCUGUGAGAAGACUUUCGGUGGGCCUGGGCUUCCCGAUUCUGCGCUGACGCCGAGAUCUGGACGGUCAAGAGCACAAGUUCCGAUACCGCUGGAUGCCACCCAACAUAGUAUGGGGGAGAUGGAAGCAAAUGCCUUCAUAACCACAGUCAUGCCACCUACAUACGCCGCCAUUACGUCUGUCCUGGUCGAAACCCGGAAACGUCUGGGAUCGACAUGGUUGAACAAUCUCCUUGCCAAAGAAGGCGGGCCUCGCAUUCUCGAUGCUGGUGCGGGAGGAGCAGCCAUUCUGGCCUGGCGAGAGAUUGUCAAGGCUCAUUGGGAUUCUAUGCAUUCUUCCGACUGUGACCCGCCACCCGCUCCAGCAUCCAAGUCCGUCGUUCUUACCGGUGCAGACAGCCUGAGACAUAGAGCGGCCGCACUCUUGGACAAUACAACCUUUAUUCCACGACUUCCGGACUAUGUACACACUCGAGACGCCCCCACACUUGACGAUGACCGUCCAGCGCAGCAGCGCAAACAAUUCGACGUGAUAAUUGCUUCUCACUCCCUUUUCGGGCUACAGGAAGACUGGAUGCGAAAACAGCAUGUCCAAAAUUAUUGGUCCAUGCUGAGUAAUCAGGGAGGAGUGUUGAUCUUGAUUGAAAAAGGUGUCCCCCGAGGAUUCGAGGCGAUCGCCGGCGCCCGCGAGCUCCUUCUGGAAAGGCAUAUUGCCGUACCUAAAGGCCGCAAGACCGGGUACAGCGCGGGUCAUGAAAGUGACGAGGUUUUCACUCGGGAGACUGGCAUGAUCGUGGCCCCGUGUACAAAUCAUGAGAAGUGCCCCAUGUAUAAUAUGGCUGGUUUAUCACAAGGCCGCAAGGACUUUUGCAGUUUCCAACAACGGUAUACCCGGCCGACUUACCUUCAACGGGUUCUGGGGGCCAAAGACCGCAACCAUGACGAUGUCGACUUUUCGUACUUGUCGGUUAUGAAAGGAGAUGAUCUUCGCCAACGGAAACUCGAGUCCUGGAAAAGCCUCGAAGAUGGUCUUUCAGCUCCUCUGCACCCGAAACCACAGGUCCUGGCCGAGGACUAUGAUGCCUGGAUGACUCUCUGUCAGUCGGGCUUCGAUGAAGUCGACCCUAGCAGUACGCUCAGAGACUCUGCUUCCACAUUCGCCGAUGGCAAAGUUCGAUCAAGUCUUCCCGCACCUUGGAAUCUACCUCGACUUGUCUUUACGCCCAUGAAGCGUCGUGGCCAUGUGAUCAUGGAUGUCUGCACCCCGGCAGGCAAGAUCGAGCGUUGGACGGUGCCCAAAUCGUUCAGCAAACAAGCGUACCACGACGCGCGCAAAUCUCAAUGGGGUGACCUGUGGGCUUUGGGCGCCAAAACCCGCACCCUCCGGACCUUGAGACUUGGAGGGCCGGACACGAAAGAAGCCAAGCGUGCCCGAAGCCGCAAAGAAAGACUGCAGAACCAGGCUGACGAUCUAAUGGAGAGGAUGGAAGAAGAGAAAAUGGCAGAUAUGGAGGAGGCGGCAGAACUACAGCAGGCCCUAGAGAUUGAAGACUUUGAUGACCAUGAACCAAGAAUGCAUGUAAAGAAGCAGAAGUCUAAAGCUGUCAAACCGCCGACGGAGCCAUCAAAAGCCAAGCAGCCCGAGCCAUCGCCUGGCGUCGAGUCGUUCACGUUCGAUGACUUCGACGAGAACGAGAUCAAUCCGCUUCCGCCAUCCAAGGCAGGAAAGCGCACAAGGAAGGGAGCGGGCACGGUGGGUAACGGUAACGUGCAAGCGACAGGAGCACACACCAACAAGUCAAAUGCGACCAAUUCUACCAUCAAGCAUGAUUGGGAAGAAACAGCAACGGGAGCUGCGGCCAGUCGAUAUGAUGACCUCGACCCCUUGGAGGCAGCCAAUCUGCGCGAGUGGGAAGCGGAACUGGCGGCUCCUCUGGCACACAUGGGGAUCAAGGGCAAGGGCGAGAGCUCGACGCCGUCGUAUUCCAAGUUCGCUGUACGGGCUGACAAGAGACGCAAACAAAAAGUUGGCCGGGCGAGGCGCGGUCGGUCGGGGCUGUAA